AUGGAGGUGACCAAUGGGACAACAGUCCAGGAAUUCAUUUUGCUAGGCUUGGACAGUGAACCACAAAAACGGUUCUUCCUCUUUAUCAUUUUUACUAUUGUCUACAUCAGCACAUUAACAGAGAACUCUGCUAUUAUCAUGCUGGUGCGUGUAGAUGAGCAAUUAGCACAGCUCCCCAUGUACCACUUUUUGGGAAACUUCUCCCUGUUGGAGAUCUGCUAUGUGACCACCACCAUGCCUCGUAUGCUCUUCGAUCUGACUUCUCCUCAAGGGAUCAUCUCCUUCCAAGCCUGUUUCCUUCAGUUCUACAUUUUCUACUCCCUUGGUAGCACUGAAACCUUCUUCCUCUCAGCCAUGGCCUUGGAUCGCUAUCUGGCCAUCUGCCACCCACUCUAUUAUCCAAUAAUUAUGUCUCCAAAGAACUGCUCCAAGCUUGUUGCUGGUUGCUGGAUGGCUGGGUUCUUGGUUUACACUGUCCCAAUAACUUUGAUCUCCAGAUUGUCCUUCUGUGGCUCCAAUGUCUCAGACCACUUUUUGUGUGAUCAAGGGCUCCUGACCUUAGCUUGCCCUCCCCUUGGAAACGCUCCCCUUAUCCUCUUUUCCAUGAAUAUUUUCAUCAUAUUAGGCAACUUAAUCUUUGUAACUAUUUCCUAUGGUGUUAUCAUUGUCACAUUGAUCAAAUCCUCUAACCAAAGUAGCAGGAAGAAAGCUUUCUUCACCAUAUCCAUUCAUAUCAUGGUGGUGACCCUUUUCUAUGGUUCUGUGGCAGGAUUGUAUGUAGCUCCAAGUGGGAAAACUCAGUCACAUAUUGCUAAAAUAGUCACCAUCUUCUACACUGCCAUUACACCCUUCCUCAACCCCAUGAUCUACUGUCUGAGGAACGACCAGGUGAAGGAGGCUCUGAGUAGGGUUCUCAGAAGGACAGAACAAUGGUUGAGAAAAAGAUAA
This is a messenger RNA of Pseudonaja textilis, 948 nucleotides long. Its product is annotated as olfactory receptor 11H6-like. Gene Ontology annotation, cellular component: membrane. NCBI's taxonomy places the organism in Eukaryota, Metazoa, Chordata, Lepidosauria, Squamata, Elapidae. Gene Ontology annotation, molecular function: olfactory receptor activity; G protein-coupled receptor activity. The record is from RefSeq and is a predicted model, not a curated record. Gene Ontology annotation, biological process: G protein-coupled receptor signaling pathway.